Paramecium pentaurelia is the source of this 2290-nucleotide messenger RNA. The record is from the annotation of a GenBank genome assembly. NCBI's taxonomy places the organism in Eukaryota, Ciliophora, Oligohymenophorea, Peniculida, Parameciidae.
UGAUGAGGUAAUGAUUCAUUUUAUCAAAUAAUAGAAAAAGAGCAUAGUAAAAUGUAUUAAGCAAAUUGAGAUAAUUUAUAAAUGAUAACCCUGAUGUUGAAUUAAGAAUUCUAUUAGAUCAAGAAGAGUUAUUAGAUUCUAAAUAGAACAUUAAAUUGUUUGGUGAAUUGUAAAAUAUAUUUAAUAGUAAUAGUGUUACAAAAAGUCCAGAACGCUUUUGGGAAAUGUUGGAAAUAAUUAAUCUUAAAUAAAAAGAUAAUGAAGAAGUCAUCCCUAAUAAGUAUUAUAUAACUUUUAAAGUAGAUAUCCAUUUAUAGUGAGUGAAAUUAUUGGUAGUAAAGAAGAUUAAAUUAUCGAUUAUUUUUUUGAUUAAAAGGGUCCUGAAGAAUUUGAAUUUCUCAAUUUGCUAUUCAAAACAAUAGAUAGAGAUUUUAUUGAUAACACACUUGCUGGAUAUAUGGCAAAAAUAUUAAAAGCAAUUAUUGAAAAAAAAGGAUUAAGCGUAAUUCUAUAAAAAUUAAUUGUAGCUUUGGAAUUAUUUAAUAAAUCCAUAAAAAGAAAGUUAAUAUAUAUUAAAAGAUCUAAUUAAACAUUUAGAUGUACUAAAUAUUGCAGACAUAAUAUUCAACCUUAUUCGAAUGGAUACUAUUAGAGAAGAAGGUGCAGAGGCUUAUUUAAAUCAAAGAAUAUAAUUAUUAUUACGAAUUAUUGAUUAUAUGUAAUAAAAACAUGAUAAUGUUAUGAUUGUGGAAAAUGUUUCCUAUAUUUUAUAGAAUAUUUUGACAGAAACAAUUGAGAAUGAAGAAAGAAUAUAAUUUAUGUAUUAUAUUCUAAAUUCAACUCUAAACUUUGAUUCAAUUGUAUAUAUAUAUAAUUUUAAUAUAUAGGUAAUUAGUAAAUCAAGUAAAUUAAUUAAGAUAAUGAUAAUAAUACUUGAAACUAUUGAGAGAGAUAAUUAAAAUGGAGAGAAUAAAAUAGUAUAUAAUUAUUCAUUAUUAUAAAAUAUUGCCUUUAAUCUAGUUAACUUACUUAAUUUAGAAAUAUAUUUAAGUAAUUAUUUCUUAAAAUUAUAGCUCCAUUUCAAACAUCUUAUGGUAUAUAUUAAGAACCUUUAGGUUAAUUUAAAUUACAAUUAAUUGAAUUCUAUUUGAUAGUAUUGAAAUAAAAUGAACAAAAUAUUAUGCCUUUAUUUUCUCAUUCGAAUAUAUGUUAUGAAAUAAUGUAAUUGAUUCUUAAACAUGAAUUUAAUAAUGCUAUUUAGAAUCUUUUUGUUGAAAUAAUAUCAUUAGUUAUGAAAAAUAAUGAAUACAAUUAAAUUAAAUAAGAUUACAUAAAGGCAAAUAUUUCUGGAUUUUUGAUAUAUCUUAAUUAAUAAUAAAAAUAUCAAGUAGGUUCAAUUAAAAAAUGUAUUACUAAAGGAUUUUAAGGAAUGGCAAAUAAGUUAUCAUUUCUUUUAAAAGAUGACUUCUAAGAGGAAAAUUGGAAUUUUUAUAUUUCAAAUCAAAAAGAAAUUUUUAAUAUUGAAAAUACAUAUCUAUUUGGAUUUAAUCCAAAUUAUGUUGAGGAUGCAUAAAAAGAGGAAGAAUUGAUUUAAUCUAUAAAAUUUAGUACUGACCAAAUUAAUGAUACAAAGUUAUUAUAAUUUGGACAUAUAGAAUUAUAAAAUAUUGAAGUAAUAUAGAGAGAUGCAUAAUAACCAAUCGAAUAAUAAAUACCAUAAAAAGAAACUUAAUAAAAUAUCAUAAUCAUGGAACAGAAAUCAGAAGUGUAAAUAACUCAAACAAAUAAUGGUGAAUAAUUAUCCAAUUUAGUAUUUGGUUAGAUUGAUAUUAAUAAUGUAGCAUAAGUAGAAAUUGUAAAUCCAGAUGAUGAAAUAAAUCAAUCAAUUUAAAUUGAUGAUGAACAAAAAAAUAUUACUGCAGGUAAUUAAUAAUAUCUAAUAUUAGAAAUAUAAAAAGUGCUUAAACUUAAUGAAUAUGUAGAUCCAGAUUAUCCAGAUAGAGUAGUUAACGAUUUUUAUAAAGCAAAAGCUAUGAAUGAAAAAAAUUUCAAUAGUGGAAAUCUUGAUUAAGAAUUAUUAGAAAAUAGACCAAGAAGAAGUACAGUCUAGUUAACUUUUGAUACAAAGAGACCAAGUUUAAAAAGAAAAUUAUCAGAUUAAACUUUUAAAAUUGAUAACUAAAUACCUAACAGAUUAUCAGUUUCAGCUAUAGAAUAUAAAACUCAGACUUUUAGUCCUAUAUAACAAAAUUAAUAAGAGUAGAAUAAUAAUAAUAAUAAGUUAAAAUGA